Actinia tenebrosa (Australian red waratah sea anemone) is the source of this 2862-nucleotide messenger RNA. Its product is annotated as FAD-dependent oxidoreductase domain-containing protein 2. Gene Ontology annotation, biological process: ERAD pathway. Gene Ontology annotation, molecular function: monooxygenase activity; flavin adenine dinucleotide binding. The record is from RefSeq and is a predicted model, not a curated record. Lineage: Eukaryota; Metazoa; Cnidaria; Anthozoa; Actiniaria; Actiniidae. Gene Ontology annotation, cellular component: endoplasmic reticulum lumen.
UAUUCAACACUAACUAUGAGCCUGCGCUAGAAAACAUCACUCACUGAUAAUCGCCGUUCGAACUGUCAAUCAAAGCUGUCUGUCAGUUUAUACAACCAAUGGGAUCAACUGAGCCGGAGUGCUUAAUAUAAAURCAGAGUACUUUCGUAAACACGAACAAACUUGAAACUACGUUUGAUUGAGGACAUUCUUGAAGGGAAGUCUAUAUUCAAGCCACACAAAGAUAGGAGAGUUCCUGUCUUGUUCUUGGAGAAGUUUCAACAGUUCAAUCACCUCAAACAAUCUUCAAGCAUGAGAAUAUUGGCCUUGAUUCUUGUCUUCUUCUCAGGAUUUUUGAUCCAAGUCGAUUCUUCGGGAUCUUACCAUGACUACUGUGUAGUUGGUGCUGGUCCUGGAGGUCUUCAAAUGGGAUAUUUUCUCCAAAAAUCAGACAGAAAUUAUAUUAUAUUCGAGAGAAGUUCCGUAUCAGGUUCAUUUUUUGUAAAAUACCCAAGGCACAGAACUUUGAUAUCAAUAAACAAAAGACACACAGGAAAAUCAAAUAAAGAGUUCAAUCUUCGGCAUGACUGGAAUUCACUUCUAAGUGAUGAUGAGUCACUUCAAGUAAAACAUUACUCAAAGAAAUUUUUUCCUCAUACUGAUGAUUAUGUCAGAUACCUUAAUGACUAUGCAACUAAAUUAAAAUUAAAAAUACAGUAUAAUACUAAUAUAACACAUGUCUCAAGAGCAAAUGGCACAAGUGGGCUGUUUAUCUUGAAGGACAACAAUGGCACAAAACACCAAUGCAAAUAUCUUAUCAUGAGUACUGGAAUCUGGAUGGAGAAUUUGGAAAACCCGUUUCCUGGAAUGGAAUAUACAGAGAGCUACAGUGACAUAUCUACCAAUCCUGAUGAUUACGAAGGACAGUCAGUUUUAAUAUUAGGAAGAGGAAAUUCAGCGUUUGAAACCGCAGAUAGCAUAAUGGGAGCUACAAACCUCAUUCAUAUGGUUGCUCGUUCGCGGGUGCGAUUGGCUUGGGAAACUCAUUAUGUGGGCGAUUUACGCGCAAUCAAUGAUGGACUUUUGGACACUUACCAACUUAAAUCCUUGGACGCCCUUCUGGAGGCUCCAUUAGAAUUGCUAACAGUAUUCAAGAAAAACAACAAGCUGUACGUCGAUGCAUUUCACAGGGAGGGAAAGGAACCGAACGUCUUCUCAGAUAAAGUCGACAAACACUCUGAACGACCUGAUAACUUCGCCAUCCGAGAGCCAUAUGACCGUAUUAUUCGAUGUAUAGGAUUCAAGUUUGAUUUCUCGAUAUUCAACAACCAAACCAAACCUGGCCCCUGCACUGACAAAAAAAGCAAAAAAUAUCCACGUAUUAAACCAAACUAUGAAGCUGAAGCUGUCCCUGAUAUGUACUUCUCUGGAACAAACACUCAUUCAGUCGACUUCCGCAAGUCAGCCGGUGGUUUUAUCCACGGAUUCCGUUACACCACUCGAACCCUCCAUCACCUUCUCGAGUGGAAAAACCACGGUGUUGUCUGGCCCCACAUCGUCGUACCUUAUAUUGAUCUGAUGAACGUAAUGGUGAAAAGGAUCAAUGAAGCAUCGGGUAUUUAUCAAAUGUUUAGUGUCCUUGGUGACGUCAUUAUACUUCGUGAAGACGGGCAAGCUGCAUACUUCGAGGAAUUUCCGAUCAAACUGGUCAACGAAUUUGAAAAGCACACAGGGUAUCCAGCAGGACCAAUGAUUGUUAUCAACAUGGAGUACGGAGAAACAUUUUCGGGACCUGGCAAAGACACGUUUAGAUCUGAUAGAGCCACAGGAGAACCUUCAGAAGCCCACUUGUCAAAUUUCUUGCAUCCGGUCUUCUACUUCUACAAAACUCCCCCAAGGGAAAUGAAAAUUGAAAAUGGAGACAUCUCGAUGCCUCGUCCAGAUCGCAUGCACCACAUCGUAGAGGAUUUCAUUACGUCAUGGAUGGCUCCACAUUCUCAUCUUCUUCCAUUUCGUCGUUUCAUGGAGAAAAUUCGAGAACAGGAUCUUCGUCACUUCUUUGCUAAAUCUUGCUUUAAGAUUGCAUUGACGUAUAACUCACUUCCUGAAUCUUGCCGACAGCAUUACUUGCAAGGUCGAGGUCUUCUUGGAACAGCAGCUUUAUUCGGAACUGCGAAGUCAUUAAACCUACUUUCAUAACUUGAAAAAAAUAAAUUAAUAUAAUGACAAUAAUUAACGAUUAUUCGCCGAAGGCGAAGUGAAUAUCGUUGAAUAUUUACCGAGACGCCAGUCUUCGAGCGGCGAGGUAAAUAUUCCCCGAUAUUCACUGAGCCUGAGGAUAAUAACCGUUUCAGUAUUUUUAACACAAGUGAAUUUAAUAAAUACGGAGAGAGAGUUUUUUUUUCUUCAAAUUUUAUUAAUCUCUGCAAGCGGCACCAAUCGACAAACGAGCGUGCGCGUGGACUAAGAUAAGACGUAAAUUGUGAGCAAUGAUAUAUGUUAUAUUCACUUGUGUAAAAAUACUAAUAAUAUUUUGUUCCAUUUUAAUUUCAAUGAAUUUUAAUUCAGUAGUGUUAUUUAAAAGACGCAAUCUUCAGUAUAUUCUUAUUCAGAAUUUUUGGCGCGAAAAAUGUAACGCGAGUGCCCAAGAACCACAGGGUACCCAAUCGGAGUAAUAUUUCUACAUAACUUUUUUAAAACAUUUAUGUAAUUUAUAUACUGAGACAAUUCCACAUUGUAUUCUAGAUAAUGACAAACUAAACUAACGAAAAGUAAUAACUUAACAGUACAGAACCUGCGUUUUAUUUAAAUUUUUAAGUUAAGCAUGAAACAUGAAAAAUACUCCAAUAAAGAUUGCAAUGAGUCAGUCAGUGAACAUGAAUA